ACCAAAAUAGUGGAUGAAGAGAAAAAUGCGAACGAACAAGAAUUUAACUUUGAAAAAGCUCGUCUGGAAGUGCACAAGUUUGGAAUCACUGGCUACAAGAAGCAGGAACAGCGCGUAUGGGAACAGGAGCGUGCUAUCAUGCUGGGAGCCAAGCCCCCCAAAAAGGAACACGUGAACUACAAGACUUACCAAGAGAAAAUGAAAGAGAAAACAGCAAAGGAUGAUGAAAAGGGAAAGGAACAUAAAGGUGAUUCUCUUAAGAAGAAGAAGAAGAAAGAUCAGAAGGAGAGGAAGGCCAAAAGGAAGAAAUCUGUUCCUAGCAUUUGGCCUGCAGGACAAGUUGGAAAAUUCAGAGAUGGGACCUUGAUUCUGCAAAGCUAUGACAUAAAGAAAAUUAAAUCAUCUAAAGUUAUCAAAUGA
This is a messenger RNA of Balearica regulorum gibbericeps (East African grey crowned-crane), 420 nucleotides long. NCBI's taxonomy places the organism in Eukaryota, Metazoa, Chordata, Aves, Gruiformes, Gruidae. The record is from RefSeq and is a predicted model, not a curated record.